Molecule: messenger RNA, 1519 nt
Organism: Echinops telfairi (small Madagascar hedgehog)
Lineage: Eukaryota; Metazoa; Chordata; Mammalia; Afrosoricida; Tenrecidae
Gene: EPHX4
Product: epoxide hydrolase 4
Exons: 5
Molecular function (GO): hydrolase activity
Source: RefSeq, a predicted model, not a curated record
UCCCCCUGCAGGUAUUCUUGGCGUCACCAGCUGAGGGAGUUUAAAAGGGAAUACCGAGCUGUAGCACUGGAUUUGAGAGGCUAUGGAGAAACAGAUGCCCCCACUCACCAAGGUCAUUAUAAACUGGACUGUCUCAUUACAGAUAUAAAGGAUAUUGUAGACUCUUUAGGAUACAGCAAAUGUGUUCUUGUUGGUCAUGACUGGGGGGGCCUGAUUGCUUGGCUAAUUGCCAUCUGUUAUCCGGAAAUGGUGAUGAAGCUUAUUGUAAUUAACUUUCCUCAUCCAAAUGUAUUUACAGAAUAUAUUUUACGACACCCUGCCCAGCUGUUCAAAUCCAGCUACUACUACUUCUUCCAAAUACCAUGGUUCCCAGAAUUUAUGUUCUCGAUAAAUGAUUUCAAGGCUUUGAAAUAUCUCUUUACCAGUCACAGUACUGGCAUUGGAAGAAAAGGAUGCCGGUUAACAAGAGAAGACCUUGAAGCUUAUAUUUAUGUUUUUUCUCAGCCUGGAGCAUUAAGUGGCCCCAUUAACUACUACAGAAAUAUCUUCAGCUGCCUGCCUCUCAAACAUCACAUGGUGACCACUCCAACACUACUACUGUGGGGAGAGAGAGAUGCAUUUAUGGAGGUUGAGAUGGCUGAAUUCACAAAGAUUUAUGUUAAAAACUAUUUUAGGCUAACCAUUCUGUCAGAAGCCAGCCAUUGGCUUCAACAAGACCAACCUGACAUAGUGAACAAGUUGAUAUGGACAUUUCUAAAAGAAGAAUCAAGAAAGAAAAAUUGAUUUUCUUACGUCUUCUCUGAGGAGUCCGCAAUGAAACCUCUCACGUCUAACAAUUGUCCACUAACUUCUUUAAGCUUUGUUGGGGACAAACUGUUUUAGGAUGCUUUGUCAUACAUAUACUGACAAAACGGUAUCGAAAAAAAAACCCUGAGCUUGUGUCCACAUGGGAUAUAUUUACUAUUGAUUUUCUCCACUGUAUUUUGCACAGGAAAGCACCUGCCUUAAACACCGUUUAAAAAAAGGUUGGGGAAAAUGACUUGGUUAUGGUUUAUUGCUUUCUUUUACCUUGUUUACAUAUGGUGCCUUUUUCAAAUAUACAUUGAAGAUUAGCUGUGCCAUAUUAAAGACAGCCCUGCAGCGGUAUACUUUCUCAUUUUACUGUUUUGAAGUUCUUUUUACUAUUUUUUAAUCAUUAAAAGAUUCUAUUACCAGACCUUUGCCUGUUUAUCAUUAAACCUGCUCCUUAUAGAUGAAAAGAGCUAAAAUACUUCUUUAAAUUUAAAGCUGAGACACCUACUGCAGGCAGAAACAAGUAUAUUCCAAAAUCCUCUCUAAAGUCAUUGCAUUCCAUUUGGAUUUCUAUUACUUCCAAGGUUGCAAAGUAACCGGCAACUUAGGUGUAUCAUCCGUUUGCUACCUGUUCUUAUAAUCCUUAUCUUCUGCCCAGUCCUGCAAGUUAAGUUUGUUUUAGUAAGUACAAAAAGUCUAAAAUGCUGCAAAUUUAACUAGCAUAAAA